AGAGGCUGGCACACCCAGAGAUGCGGCAGCUCUCUCUUCCACUGUGUCCUUGCCCAUUCAACCCAGGCUGACAGUGAUCUGCCUCACACAUGGCCUGGGCCUCAUGCAUAUGGAGGAGGGCAGGGAGAGGAAAAAAAAACUAGAACAACAACUAUCUGUGUAUGUGUGUUUGAUGUGUUUAUUUCACACAGGUGUAUGUUAAUGGUACAUAUCACAGCCGACCACUUGAUUGUUUGUUUACCUUCAUGUGUCUCUGGUCUAGAACUAAUGCAUUCCUCCUCUCCUCAGUUAAUCCCGCAAUUUUUCUUCCUGAGUGUGGGCAUCACAGGGGCCACCCUCUAUCUGAUUCGUCUGGCGAGAGGACCUCAUGUCAUCUUCUGGGACAAGAAGAACAACCCAGAGCCCUGGAACAAGCUCGACCCAACCUACCAGUACAAGUUUUUGGCGGUCAACACAGACUACAAGAACCUGAAGAAAGAUGGCCCUGACUUCUAAAGGUCCUCCAGGCAACUCCAGGGGCACCGAGUUUGGCUUGACCCCCUGCUGUGGCCUCAGUGAUGUGAAACGUCUUCCUGAACAUUUGCUCAGUCUUACCUCAUGCUCCACGACAAGAGCUCUGAAUUAACACUGUAACCUGCGAACAAAAACUAAUAAAAGGUCAUGUGAGA
Molecule: messenger RNA, 668 nt
Organism: Micropterus dolomieu (smallmouth bass)
Lineage: Eukaryota; Metazoa; Chordata; Actinopteri; Centrarchiformes; Centrarchidae
Product: cytochrome c oxidase subunit NDUFA4
Exons: 3
Coding region: 196-495 (99 amino acids)
Source: RefSeq, a predicted model, not a curated record